Sclerotinia sclerotiorum 1980 UF-70 is the source of this 591-nucleotide messenger RNA. RefSeq lists its product as hypothetical. The record is from RefSeq and is a predicted model, not a curated record. The coding region runs from base 1 to 591 and encodes 196 amino acids. Gene Ontology annotation, molecular function: molybdopterin synthase activity. The transcript has 2 exons. NCBI's taxonomy places the organism in Eukaryota, Fungi, Ascomycota, Leotiomycetes, Helotiales, Sclerotiniaceae. Gene Ontology annotation, biological process: Mo-molybdopterin cofactor biosynthetic process. Gene Ontology annotation, cellular component: cytosol.
AUGGCUAGUUCUAAAGAGCUUAUUGAAGAAAAUUGCUAUGUAGCAUUAACUCAUGAACAUCUUGACGCCAAAGUAAUGAUGGACAAAGUCCGCAGUCCCAAAGCCGGAGCCAUUGUUCUCUUCGCAGGAACAACCCGAGACAAUUUCGGAGGAAAGCCCGUAAAAGAGCUUCAGUAUACAUCAUACGAACCACGUGCUUUACAGAGCAUGCUCAGUAUCUGCAAGACGAUUCUCCACAAACACUCUUUGACUUCUAUUGCUAUGAUUCAUCGCUUGGGAGUGGUACCUAUUGGAGAAGAGAGCAUUUUGAUUACGGUAUCGUCGCCUCAUCGCCAGGCGGCUUGGAGGGCUGGUGAGGAAGCUCUGGAGGAAUGUAAGGAGAAAGUUGAGGUGUGGAAGAAAGAAGAAUUUGGUGGUGAGGAGGGUGGUAUUUGGAGGGCAAAUCGUGAUGGUGCUGUUGGUGAGCGGGUGGAUGAAGACGAGGAGAAGAAGAAGCCGGAUAUGGGACCUCAUGGUCCCAUAUUACGACCAAGUCGACCGGGAGAGCGUGGACAUGGACCGGUGGUAAGAAACCAUCAACUUGGUUCGUGA